Amaranthus tricolor (Joseph's coat) is the source of this 5810-nucleotide messenger RNA. RefSeq names its product snRNA-activating protein complex subunit. The record is from RefSeq and is a predicted model, not a curated record. Gene Ontology annotation, cellular component: snRNA-activating protein complex. Gene Ontology annotation, molecular function: RNA polymerase III type 3 promoter sequence-specific DNA binding; RNA polymerase II cis-regulatory region sequence-specific DNA binding; core promoter sequence-specific DNA binding. Gene Ontology annotation, biological process: snRNA transcription by RNA polymerase II; snRNA transcription by RNA polymerase III. Lineage: Eukaryota; Viridiplantae; Streptophyta; Magnoliopsida; Caryophyllales; Amaranthaceae. Bases 488 to 1957 code for a protein of 489 amino acids. The transcript has 14 exons.
UUGUUUCCUUUAAGCGUGAAUAAUUUAGUAACCAACACAAGUUUCUUUCGUACUCUUCUCUUAUAUUCUUCUCAAUUAUCAAAUCCUUUCUCUGUUCCUUGUCUUAUCGCCGAAGCCUCAACCGACCAGCCGCCGCCAGCACCGGCCAACCAACUUAGCCGAACAUUCGCAGUAGACUUAGCGGCGCCUGAAACCAGCAACUAUACGCAGCAUCCAUCCUUCACCAUUAUCUACUUCGUCCUCCAUAUCAAGAAUAGCACAUGCUACCCUUGGUUUCAAUGUACACCCGCCACCACUGUUGAUGAAGAUUGAUUUAAUAGAGGUUAGUCCAUUCUUGACGAGUCAGGAGUGGAUAGUCUCUUCCGGGUAUUUACCGGCUGUGAUGCUGAAUUUUUGAGAGUAAUUUGUGAAGAUAUCGAGCUUUGAGCCUUUGAUUCGUGUCUCUCCACCCACUGCGUGGAUGCUGUGAGGGUUAAUUCUUAGAAAAAUGGAGAAGGGUGAGUCGUCUCAGCGAAUUUCAGAUGAAGAUUCUUCACUUUUGAUUCCUCGAGGAGGACCUAUUUUUGUUCAGGAUUUUGUCAGCCCCAUGACCAAGGUUUCUGUUUUCGAGUCCGAUGUUUUUCUAGAAUUGGAGAGUUUGAAGGCUGAAUUAGGCGCUGAACCACUUGAUGUUGAAGAAGAUAUUUCGGUAGAUGAGCUUAGAAUAUACAGCGAUGAUGAAUUGGUUGCUGAGGCUAUGAAGAUUGCAUUUGAGGAUGGCACAGAUGCAAAAACUUCUUUAGGCUUGGCAGAAGACCCGUGCAGCUCUGGUGCUGAAGAUUGUCAAAGGAUGUUGGAUGUUGGUACAUCAGCUUCAUGUGAGUACUCUAAUGGCUUUUCCUCUGACACAAGUUACAACGAAGAAAAAGAGAAUUGCAACUUGACAAAGAGGAAGGGGAAAGCUAAAAUUAAGGCCAAGUCAAAAAAGGGGAGGACUAGGAAAUUGGUUGAUCGUGAAAAGGAUAAAUGCAUUGAUGACUCAUAUCUCGCAAAAGUGGAGCAUCUGGCCAAAAUUAGGGAGAAGCAGGAAGAAGAUAAAGCAUCCGUUAAACUUCAUUCAUUCAAUCGUGAUAAAGAAAACACAGGUGCACUAUCUUCAGGAAAUGUUGAAACUCUGAAAUAUCUUGAAUCAUCUCAUCCUGUAAAGCUUAAGUGCUCAAUGUCAGGAAAACAUGGACCAAUUCAAUAUCCAGAGGUUAUUCUGUGUGUUGAGAUUUAUCAUAGUAAAGCUUCUUGGAAAAAGACGCAAGAAUUUCUUGUCCUUGGGAGUCAAUGCCUGACUGAACUGAGGGAUAAAAUCCAUUGUUUAACAGACCAGGUGAUGCAAAAAGCAGAUGCACAUGACCCUUCUGGAUAUUUCCUCAUAGAGGGGGUUUUCUGCAAUGACACUCGGGAUCCUUCAGCAAUCGAGUAUAGCGAGCCAAUACUAGAUUGGCUUAAGAAUUGUAAGGAAGAGGCACUUACAAAAUGGAACUACAUUCUAGCUGGUGUAGGAAAGCGUCGGAAGCUUCCCGUAGGCAGCAAGCCAGUAUCCAAGUUGCCUACUUUUAUGGCAGUCAACAUGCAAAGUACCCGCUUUUGUGAUUUGGGAUUCCGACUUGGAACUGGAUAUGUGUACUGCCACCAGGGAGAUUGUACUCAUUGUAUGGUGAUUAGAGACAUGAGAUUGAUUCACCCUGAUGAUGUACAAAACCGAGCAGCGUACCCAUUGCUUGUCCAUCAAUUGAAAAAGAUUCUAAAGAAAUGCACCGUUUGUCGAAUCUACAAAGCCACGAAGGUGACUUUGGAUGAUAAGCUGGCUGGAGAAAAUCCUUGUUAUUUUUGUGAUAACUGUUAUUACCUCCUCCAUUACUCUGAAGAGGGUAAUCUGCUUUAUAGUUCAUUUACAGUGUAUGAUUAUCUCCAGGAUUACUACUAGUUUCAGAAUUUUUGUAUUCAAAAGUAUAUUUUUAAAAAGGAAAAAAAAAAUUACUCGUCAUACUUGUAGAUGUUUUUUAAGCUGGACAGUAAUUUGGUCAACUAUUUUAGAUGCAUAAAUUCUCCAUUAUAAAUGAGUACUAGGUACAUUUUGAUGUGUGCAUUGUUUCAAACUUAUAAUUGUUGAGCCAAAUGGCAAGUGGUACAACCAGGAAUCACUACAUUUCAAGCAGUGGACAAUAUGUAAAGCCGAUUGCAAGGUACCAUUGCACACACGGCAUUUAGAAGACACAAAGUUGAAGCAGAAAACAAAAGCGCAGGAUUUUCUAGUCCUAGGGAGUCAAACCCGGACUAAACAGAGGGAUAAAAUUCAUUCUUAAACAGAUGUGGGAAUGCAAAGAGCAGGUGCACAUGACCCACUUGGAUAUUUCCUUAUAGAGGUUAGUUUUUAAUUAACUUGUUUGAUUUAUCCUAUGGUGACUGAUUCUAAAUUCAAUUGAGUUUGCCAUUGGUGUAUGGGUUUUUCUGCAAUGAAACACGGAACCCUUCAGCAAUUGACGAAUCAGGUUUACUCUAAUUGUGAUGACCUAUCCACCAGAAUCUGACCCGACCCGAGGAUCACUCGCAUGGAAGAUUAAUCCAAAUAUGGGGAUAACCAAACUCAACCCGCACCAAACAUAUUAUGAACCAAAAUGUAGCUAUAACCCAAUAGAUUUCAUAAAAACCGGACUUCAAAUAUCUGGUUCAAUUUGACAGACUUGCAAUUGAUACGAUGUUACAUCGCUCAAUUUGCCUAGUAUUAAUCAGGCAUGUAAAUAUGUUAGACCUAAGCCGUAAUUACCCAACCUCAAACAAAACAGUCUUUCAAUUUGCCGAAGGUUAACCUGAUUACCUGACGUAUAGCUUCUGUAUUAAGCAGACAUGACCUGAUCUAGUUUAACUUGAUGUGGGCAUAUGCCGGACUGUGCUGGUAUUGACUUAGAGCAAACCCGAACCCGAGAUGACUUGGUCCCAAUCUGACCCAGUUCAAAACUUUGAGCUGACUCGUCAAGACUCAAACCCAAUAUGAGCCGAGCUAAAACCCAAUUGGAUAAUCAAAGAUGUGGCCCUAGACUAUCGACCUAAAACACUUCAAAUAGGUUUUAGAUGUGAUGAUAAGAGUUACUGGCUUACUGCAUUCUGCUUAUCAGAUGUUCUAAUAUCUGCAAGAGAAGAUUUAAUGUGUCCGUUUGAAGAAGUCUUUCUUUUCUUUAACAUCCCUCUUUACAUUAUAUUUCAACUUGGCAUGUUUCUUGAUUUUAAUUUUAGACACAAUUCCUGCUACCUGUUACUGGUUAUUGCAACUAUUUUGUAAUUUGUAUGUGGAAGAACAUCAAGUUGCUAUGUUAUGUAUAAGGGUCUUCUUUUGGAGCAUUAUGGAUGGUCCCUUCUAACUUUGGAGGGUUCCUUAGUUAGUGCUCCGAUAGCAAUUAUAAAUGGCUUCUGAUGACCGCACACUAAUAGAACUACUGUGUGGACAGAUACGGGUCAAACAUUUCUGAACUUGAUGCGUCCUGAUAGGCUUAGUGAAGCUUCUGCCUCUUGACACUCAACUGUUUGUUUUGCAUAUUUCCUUUCAUGAAGGCUUAUCAUUAAUAAAUUGUUAUAAUUUGACCUACAACUACUUGGUAUAAUUUUAUGGAGACAACAACGAACACAAUGCCAAAGCCUUAAUCCCUAGAGAUUAGUGGUCAUUUACUUGAAUUCUUCUCCCUUCAUUUGAUUACAUAGUGAGCUUUGUUCAAUUUCUGUAACAUCCCUCACUGAAUCAAUAUGAUCAUGAAUGCCAUUUUCCAGGCAUUUCGCUAGGUUUUGCUUGUUGAUUAUGUCCAUGCUACCUUUUAGUAUUGAAAUUCAGCUUAUCAGUCCGUCUCUUCUGCCCCCAUCCUCUCUCCAAUUUGUUCUAGUUCUUCCUUUCACCUCGCUGAACAAUCCCGAUUUUCCCUUGAUUGUAGCCUUUCAUUGUUUUUUUUCGAAACUAGUGAGCUGCUGUCCUUGGCUUGAAUCACGUUCUUAAAUGCAUACUAGGAAUGAAAAACAAACCCUUUAAAGACGAUAUGCAUUGCUAAUAGUUGCAUAGUCUGUACUUCUGUCUUGUUCGUCUUAUUGCUUCAAAUGCAUACAUCAGGAUUGAGGAAGAUCUAUGGCACUAUACUUGAGUACCUUAUCCAUGUAACAGUAAGCCAUGCCUUCUUUCUAUGUACCUUUUUCUUUAAAUGUUACGUUUUAUGCCCGUUAUUGUUCGAUUUACAGUGUUCACGCCAAGAAAUCAUGAUCAACUGCCUUCAUAUUAAUGCAUUGCUCAGGUUCGAAACAGAUGCAUUCAAUUAGAAUUCGAGGAAGAAGAAUCGGGUCAAAGGACUAUGAAACUGAAAUUUGGGGCAGUUUCUCAUGUGAGACUAGUACAGUUAGUUACUACUGAAAGUCUGAAACCUCUUACAAAGAGGGAAUGCAGGUUAGCUAGCUACAUGAUUUUGAAAAAUUCUGAAAAAGGAUAUUUUUAUGUUAGUAUAACUUAUAAUAUAAAGAAAGUUUUUGUUACCUUCUGUUUUUUGAUUUCUUACCUCUUUACCAUCUAAAAAAUUAGUAGUAAAGCCAAAGCGAUAAGGAAUAUGUUUUUUUUUCUUUUGAGUCGGUGGUAAGGAGGAUUCUCUACAUGUAAGAAAGUUUGGGGAGAAUUAAUUCUUUCUAUAUGUGGUGAAAUUUGAACCCUUAUUACAAGAAGACGAGAAAAACCUUCAACUAUUAGGUUUACUAAUGAUUCUCAAAGCAUGAGGAAUGUUACUCUAAAGCACAAAUAUUAUAUUAUACACUUUUGUCCUUUAUAUUUGCCACAUUUGCAUUAAAUUUUUGGUUUAGUUUUGAAGAGAAUAAGUGAAAGAUGGUAUGAAAGAAGUAAAUAAAUGUGUAGAUGAAAAUUAAUAAAAGUAAUGGGAGUUAUUUAUUUUCACACUAGAAAAUAGCAAAUUCAAUGAUGUACUAAUGUAACAAAUUUAAAUGUAGUAAGACACAAUAUUAUAUCUUAUUUUAUUAGUAUUAAGCCAUAAGGUAUGAUGAUACUUUAACAAUGAAAAAAGUGGUUAAAUUUAUUUUGAUUUAGAUUAUCGAUAUUAUAAAAGUAUAUUAUUUGAAAUGGUUGAUAUUUACAAAAUAUAAGUGAUAUGUGGUAUAGAAAUAAUCUAUUCUCUUGAUUUGAGAUACUAAAUUGAACUGAUUUGGUCUACUACAUGUAGGGAGCUGAAUGAAUAAUAAAAUGUUAAAAAAUCAAAUUUAAAAGAAUUGAAUAGAAUUAAUGAAACACAAUUAAAUUGUAGAAAAUGGAGCUAAGUUUGAAAUUCCCAACAAAGUAAAAUUGUUCAUGAUGGCUUGGAAGAUCAUUACAAUUGUGAGAUUAUAUUGACAAAUGACACCAAAACAUGCACUAGGAAUUGUGUAGAGGGAAUAUUUCUUUUCCCCAUUACACAUGGCCCAAGUUAUUUUUGGUCAAGAAAAAGAAUAUAAUGAGAGGAAUUAUUACUCUAUGCACAAAAAAUAAGGGAAGUGCUAAGUAGGGAACAUGUAGAGGAAGUUUAUACUACACAUUUUCUUAAACACUUUUACCUUGAAGGUUGAGCAUUUGUCUCCAUUUCCACCAACAUGAAGUACUAAACUUGGAUUGCCAAUAAUCUUCAUUAACAUUUGACAUCUUAGCUCAUUAUUUUUUUUUUUUUGGGCAAAAUUAAGCAAGAUGUGUAUCUAGAUUUAGAGCACCUAAUCUAGAUCUAAAAGUAUUUGAACAUAGAUAUGUGUAUCCCUCUCUUGAGAUGUAACCAUUG